CUUAUGUUUCUUAGCUAAACCUUUUGUGCACUGCAACUUUUUUUUUUUUUUCAUGGAUGACGAUGAGUAUUCAUCAUCUACAUCUACCCUCAGAUCUUGUUGCGAUGAUUAUCUGCCGCAUUACGCUUUCAGCGGUAAACUCAUGUUUAUCUCUGUUCUCCUUUUCUUCUUCGUCUGUCUUUUCAUCGCCUUCUUUCACUUAUACGCUAAUCGAUUCCUCCUCCGCCGUGAUCGCCACCACAACCGCCGUCGUUACCGUCACCAGAUUCCGGCUUCACCCAUCCCGGCGGUUUCUUCUCAAGGGCUCGGCCCUUCGUUACUAAAAUCACUCCCUGUUUUCGUUUACGAUGCGGAAUUUUACAAUCCUCCAAUCGAAUGUCCUGUGUGCUUGGCGGAAUUCGAAAAUGGAGAAACGGGUCGGGUUUUGCCUAAAUGUAAUCAUUGUUUUCACUGUGAGUGUAUUGAUAUGUGGUUUCAGUCUCAUUGUAGCUGCCCGAUUUGCCGAGCCCCAAUUCAACAAUUGGUGAAACAGAUUGAAGUAACUGAAAAUAAUCAGAGUGAAUUAGAAAGAGAAGAUGUUGUAAUAAUGGUGGAUGAAUCUAUAAUCGAAGAAAUACAGAAUCGUGAAUUAUCUUCUUCUGAAUCGUCGCAGUCUGACGAUGGCAAAAAAUCCAUGGGCACGAUAGUUAUUGUUGCGAGUUAACUCAAUUAAUAAAAAUUGGGCAUAUGAAAGUCAUUUCUUUAACAAAAAAGUACUUCAAUUUUCUUUUUUGUUGUUGUUUCUACUGCUAUUUUCCAAUUCCAUUGCUAAGUCCAUUAAAGG
This is a messenger RNA of Solanum dulcamara, 823 nucleotides long. Its product is annotated as RING-H2 finger protein ATL2-like. The transcript has a single exon. NCBI's taxonomy places the organism in Eukaryota, Viridiplantae, Streptophyta, Magnoliopsida, Solanales, Solanaceae. The coding region runs from base 53 to 703 and encodes 216 amino acids. The record is from RefSeq and is a predicted model, not a curated record.